Ceratotherium simum simum (southern white rhinoceros) is the source of this 2738-nucleotide messenger RNA. RefSeq names its product tetratricopeptide repeat domain 33 (gene TTC33). Gene Ontology annotation, molecular function: protein binding. The record is from RefSeq and is a predicted model, not a curated record. Lineage: Eukaryota; Metazoa; Chordata; Mammalia; Perissodactyla; Rhinocerotidae.
GAGAGACCAGGCGCCCAAGGUAAGCAAGCAGGAUGUUGGGCAUAAUUUCCGUUUCCGGUGGGCAAAGGUCAAGCGGAAUGUAAACACGGGACCUGGGGAGUGGUUAUCAGGUAACUGGGGUUACUCGGUGCGUGGUGAAAGCCGGAGGAAGAGAGGCAAACGAGGCGAGUGGGUCUGUGGUCGGGGGAGAAAGGAGCUUCAGAAGUCGGAGGUGAGACUCAACCACACUGUGGCAGAGUCGGGACACUAAGAAUGGCUUCCUUUGGAUGGAAAAGGAAAAUUGGCGAGAAGGUCUCAAAGGUCACUUCCCAGCAGUUUGAGGCUGAAGCUGCCGAUGAGAAGGAUGUCGUUGAGAAUGAUGAAGGGAGCUGGCUUCAUGCUAUUAAACGUAGGAAAGAAAUUCUCCUUGAAGGCUGUGCUGAGAAAAGUAAACAGCUGAAGGAUGAAGGAGCCAAUUUGGCUGAAAAUAAACGAUACCGAGAGGCGAUUCAGAAAUGGGAUGAAGCACUACAAUUAACUCCAAAUGACGCUACCCUGUAUGAGAUGAAAUCACAGGUCCUGAUGUCUCUUCAUGAGAUGUUCCCAGCAGUUCAUGCCGCAGAAAUGGCGGUCCAGAGAAAUCCACAUUCAUGGGAGUCUUGGCAAACUUUGGGACGAGCUCAGCUUGGAUUAGGAGAGAUAGUCUUGGCAAUUCGAAGUUUUCAAGUAGCUCUUCACAUCUACCCAAUGAACCCUGAAAUAUGGAAAGAAGACCUUUCUUGGGCAAGAACGCUUCAGGAGCAGCAGAAGGUAGCACAGAGGAUUAAACAAAGUGAAGCACCAGCGGAAGUGACCCAUUUCUCACCAAAGUCAAUUCCUGACUAUGACUUUGAAAGUGAUGAGAUUGUUGCUGUUUGUGCGGCUAUUGCUGAAAAACAGAAGACGGUUUCAGCAAAUAAAACAAUGGUUAUCGUGUCUGCUUCUGGGACUGUGGAGACUGUAACUGAGAAGGAAGAUGGUGCCACCCCCCCAGAUGGUUCUGUUUUUAUCAAAGCCCGAUGAAGAAUAGCAAGAAUUAUUGGAAUCUCUUUUUGAUUGCCAUUUUAAGUUGUAGGCAUAGGGACAUUUACUGGAGAAAAAGGGGAAAACUCCUGUUUGUGAAAUGUUUUUCAGAUGAGGCAUAUAAAAACUAAAUGGUAGAAUUAUUGUAUAGUGUUUGGACUAUGCUUUGAUAAGUUAUGAUUUAACCUUAAGAUUAGAAUUCUGAGUACAAUGGUUUUUGAUUAAUAAACUUAAUUUAAUCCAGAUAUAUAAGGAGUACAUUUUAAAGACACAACUUGAAAGUGAAUUCUUGAACAGUGAAUAACCUGAUGGCCAGUGUUAUAUUAAAAUGUUGACUUGUUGACUUUUGUUUUAUGAUAAAGCAAGUAGGUGACUUCUUUCCCUCCUAGAAAUAUACUGCUGUUACUAUUCUCUCUUCUGUUUUUCUUGUUUCAUUAGAGUAAGUCUGUCACAAAGCUUGAAUAUUUUUGAUGUUCAUUUUGAUUCAAACUUGUCAUUGGGUUACAAGUGAGAUCUUUGAAAGUUCAGCUGAAAAUGCAUGCAAAUGUGUACAUUCUGAACAUUUUCUGAAAUUUCUCUUAAUUCUGAUUUGUGCCUAUGUUUUGACUAUAAAAUUAUUAUAACAAUGAUAGUUGCCUCCUUCAGUAUUUGUUAGAUGAGUGUAGUACUGAUAAAUGUUAGAAUGAUGGUUUUAUUUUUUUAAUUGUUGAAGUAGAUAGAGUAGUCCUUACCCCAAGCAAGUAAUUUUUAAGAUGUGCGUUUUUUAAAUGAAUGGCUCUUAUAGAUGUCAUAAUAAAUUGUACUGCUAUGUUGUCCCAGUCAAAAGCAGUAUUUUCUUCUCCUGGUUUUUAAAAGCUUAAAAACCUUGAAAAUAACUUGUCUCUUGCUUAUAACUUUCCAGCUGAUGGUUUGGAAUUCCUUUUCUAGAUAACUUUUUUAGAACUACUCAGUGAAAUGAGAAAUAAUCACAAUUUUAAAUGGCUAAAUUAUAUCACUCUAAAAAUAAAAGUAGGGAUGUUAUUAGAGUACCAAUGAGUGAAUGACUUAGGCACAAUGUACAUGGAAACUGAAAUGUGAUUUAUGGUACAAUCCCAUGAGUAGAGAAGGAUAUGAUAUAUUGAAGAAAAUUGAAAGGCCUCAAUUACAUCCACAAAUCAGUACUGUCAUUGCUAAUGUGAAAUAUUAUUUUUAUACUACAUAUAUUGUAGAACAGGUAUAUAUAACUGCUUGGCACUGAUAUUUCUGACACUCAGGAAGCUAUUAUGGGCGUAAAAUUAAUUUUAUCCUUGUUAGAGAUGAAAGUAAGUUACUUUAUUUUAAGGAAUCUUACUUUAUUCUGUUGGAGCAUGUAAGUAAUGGUCUACAUUUUUCUGAGAUGAUUUUUAAAACUUUUAUUUUAGUGGAAUGCUUAUCUCUUUUUUUCAGAGUUGGAGAAGUCAGAACUUGCCUUGAAAAGUAUUAUAUUUUCCCCCAAAGUUAUAUCAGAAAGCUAGCUCUCGUUAGAGAGGUUAGUUUUAGAAUGAUCCAAAACAACAAAUAUUAAUUAUAUUUUAUUUUCUUUAAUAAGGAAGAUCCUCAAAGAGUAGAUGGUUGAGUAUCUAGAGAAGUGAGCAUUUACCACUUGGUGUGUUGUUUUGAGUAAUGUGUGUUUAUUGUGUAAUUUGUGAAUAAAUUUUUUUUCUGAAUUUUAAAUAUUU